UUUACAAAAAAACACAAAACCUUAAUUAAAAAAAAAAUAAAACACUUUCGUUGAAAUUAAAAACUAUUCAUCGUUGUUCUGUCUCUCUUUCUUUCACAAUUCUUCUUCUUCUUCUUCUUCUCCUAAUUAAUCUCAGAGAAGUGAAUCCAAGAAAGAAAGAUGGGAUUGAGGGAAAAUAUAUUGGUGUUUGUUUUGAUAGUGGCGUUGUUGAAAGUAACAGAAGGGAUCAGAUUUGUGAUAGAUAGAGAUGAGUGUUUCUCACAUGAGGUUAAGUACGAGGGUGACACUGUUCAUGUUUCUUUCGUUGUUAUUAAGGCUGAUUCUCCUUGGCAUUACGGUGAUGAAGGUGUCGAUCUUGUGGUAAAGGGACCUGUCGGUGAUCAAAUUCAAGAUUUCCGUGACAAGACCAGUGAAAAGUUUGAGUUUGUGGCUCACAAAUCAGGGGUGCAUAAGUUCUGUUUCACUAACAAAUCUCCUUAUCAUGAGACCAUCGAUUUUGAUGUGCAUGUUGGUCACUUCUCUUACUUUGAGCAACACGCAAAAGACGAGCAUUUCAACCCUUUGUUAGAGCAGAUAGCGAAGUUGGAAGAAGCUCUUUACAAUAUUCAGUUUGAACAACAUUGGUUAGAAGCUCAGACUGAUCGCCAAGCAAUAGUGAACGAUGGGAUGAGCCGAAGAGCAGUACACAAGGCAAUCUUUGAAUCAGCAGCACUGAUUGGAGCUAGCGCGCUGCAAGUCUUUCUUCUGCGACGUUUAUUUGAGCGAAAGUUGGGAGCCUCUAGAGUUUAGAGUUAGACAAUGUUCUGAGAAUCUGUAACAUUAUGAAUCCUGAUGUUAUUUUAAACUUUUUGUUUAUUUACUGUCAUGACCUUGAUAUUUAUACUGGUUGUUCACUUUACUCAAAAUAUAUUUCUGGAAAAAUGUUAUUUAUUGUUAA
This is a messenger RNA of Vicia villosa (hairy vetch), 937 nucleotides long. Its product is annotated as transmembrane emp24 domain-containing protein p24beta2-like. Gene Ontology annotation, cellular component: Golgi apparatus; COPII-coated ER to Golgi transport vesicle; endoplasmic reticulum-Golgi intermediate compartment. The coding region runs from base 160 to 789 and encodes 209 amino acids. Lineage: Eukaryota; Viridiplantae; Streptophyta; Magnoliopsida; Fabales; Fabaceae. Gene Ontology annotation, biological process: endoplasmic reticulum to Golgi vesicle-mediated transport; intracellular protein transport; Golgi organization. The record is from RefSeq and is a predicted model, not a curated record. The transcript is spliced from 5 exons.